Ananas comosus (pineapple) is the source of this 666-nucleotide messenger RNA. RefSeq lists its product as uncharacterized. The transcript has a single exon. The record is from RefSeq and is a predicted model, not a curated record. Lineage: Eukaryota; Viridiplantae; Streptophyta; Magnoliopsida; Poales; Bromeliaceae. The coding region runs from base 293 to 409 and encodes 38 amino acids. Gene Ontology annotation, biological process: negative regulation of cell population proliferation.
CACCAAAAGUUGAGAGCCUUGUCUCCUGGACCCUCAUCAAACAAUGUGUAGGGUUAAGUGUGCAUAUGGGUGUGGAGUGGCAUUGCAUGCCCACUCCCAAUUAAUUUGGACUAUUAUACAUGCCAGCCUUCUUUGCUCUCUAGCUAUAUAAACACCUCCAAUUCCUCUAAACAAACCAAAUCAAACCAAACCAACAAAGAAGAAGAGCCAAAAUUAAGGCCUUAAUAUUUGCUUCAGCUCCCUCUCUUUUAUCUUCUCAUCCUCUUGGUUUCAUCUAAUCAAAGUUCUAAGUAUGAAGCUGAGGAGCCAAGGAAAGCAAAGGGGGCUCAGCAGAACCCUCAGGGAGCACAAGGCCAGGCUUUACAUCAUUCGUCGAUGCGUCGUCAUGCUCCUCUGCUAUCAUGACUGAUCGCGCAUCAGCUAGCGUUCACCAACUUUUCCUUCUCGUUGUGGCCUGUGUGUCAUGAGUUUCGAAUACAGUGGAUUAGUCAGCUUCGUUGCAAGCUGAUCAAGUUGCAACGGGGGCGACUAGAUCUCUCUAGUACACCGCAAAUAUCCCCCUUUUUUUGUGUUUUCUGCCGACAUGGCGGUUUUUUGUAUAUAUAUAUAUAAUAUACUAUUCGCUUAGUUUUUAGGAUUUUUUUUUUUUUGGCCUUUUCUUUGAUA